UUGAGCAUUCCUAACUAAGAAAGAAGCGGUUUGUUGAAUGAGCUGUCCAUAGUGUUUCAUACCGUGUAAUUCCUGCAAAGCUCGUUUAUCUCGUAUUUUCCAUCAAGGUUGAAUUUUACAUUUUGUGUGUGUGUGUGUGUUUCCAAAGAUGUUAUAUAUAUGAGUAAUUUUCUUUUCUUGAAAGAAUUCGAUGAUGCAUUUAGAAGUGAAGAAUAAUUUCACAGUUCCUUACUGCCGUUUUGCAUGCAUUCUGAGAACAAUCGAGUCAUUAACUAUCAUUAUUCGAAUGUUGCGUGCAUUUCUAUCAUCGCAAAGGUUUCUGACUUAUUAGCUUUCUUUGUAAAAUUCACGACCUGUCUUUUAGCUGAAACAACAUGAAACAUGUACGAAGAAUUAUUUUCAACUAAAAUAUUACAUAUAUUUUUACCAAUUUGAAAUUUCUUAUAGUUACCGAUUUCUUAUAGCUCUUUUAAAAUCUACAGUAAGUGACAAAUUCGUUUAGGAAUAUCAAGUAAUAAAUUGACUUCUAAGGCGAAAAAAGAACCAACAGGAAUCUGCUUAGCUGAAUACGUAGAAUUUUAUAAAGGAGAUUUUAAGAGUUCCAGCCAUUCAGCUCGUUCAAACUUGAAGAUGGAUUCUGAAAAAUUCAUGCUGAGUAUAGCUGACUAUAUCAUGUUCGCUGCAUUGCUAGCAGUUUCUGCUGGAAUAGGCGUCUUCUUCAUUUUCAAGAGCAAAAAGAAUACCAACGACGAAUACCUGCUUGCUGGAAAAGACAUGUCCAUUUUGCCAGUUGCCUUUUCUCUGAUGGCCACUUUCAUGUCUGCCACCACUUUGAUGGGGAUUCCAGCAGAAAUGUACCUGUAUGGUACUAAUAUGGCUUUUAUGAACAUUGGCUUCAUCAUUGGACCUAUCAUUACGUCAUACAUUUUCUUACCCAUUUAUUUUGCCAACGAUAUAUCAACGGCUUAUGAAUAUUUAGAAAAGCGAUUUGGAAAAACGACGAGAAAAAUCACUUCAGCUAUGUUUGUCAUUCAAAAUUUAUUGUUCACGUCUGCUACACUGUAUGCUCCAGCCUUAGCACUAAGUGCUGUUACCAGCUUAUCUAUGUGGAUGUCGGUCAUUUCAGUUGGACUGGUGUGCACUUUCUAUUGCACCUUAGGUGGCAUGAAAGCUGUUCUGUGGGCAGAUGUUUUCCAAGCUGCCCUAAUGUUCGUCUGUUUGUUUGCUGUCAUUGUGCAAGGAUGUUUACUUUUGGGUGGAAUACGAGCUGUCUUUGACAUAGCUGAUGAAGGUGGAAGACUAUUUAUCCCAAAAUUCUCAUUCGACUUAGGCGCUCAUUACACAUUUAUCAACAUUUUUGCUCAAGGAAUGAUCAUUACGAUGUCUUCUUAUGGAGGAGGUCAGUGUCAGGUGCAGAGACUUAUGACUGUAAGGAAUCUGAAGCGAUCAAGAAUAGCAGCUUUCAUCAGCAUUCCCAUGAUAGUGAGUUUCCAGUUACUUUGCUGCGUGUGUGGUUUAGUGCUGUACGCAUAUUUCCGAUACUGCGAUCCGAUGUCUUCCAACAACACGCCUAUUCAUUCCGCAGAUCAGCUCAUGCCAUAUUUUAUAUCCGUCACUCUGGGCCACCUACCUGGUAUACCGGGCCUUUGCAUCUGUGGCAUCUUCAGCGCUUCACUCAGCACCGUCUCAUCGGCCAUCAACAGUCUGGCGUCAGUCGCUACAGAGGACUUCAUCCGGCCAAUGUUUCCCAAGCUCAACGUUACUGCUCUUCACACCAAAAUUAUGAGUCUCGUAUUCGGAAUUGUCUGCAUAGCGCUGUCCUUCAUCAUCGCUUCUUUGGGGCAUCUCAUCAAGAUGUCGGUCAUUAUCUACGGAAAUUUGGCAGGCCCUAAUUUGGCUGUCUUCCUACUGGCAGCCUGCACUACCACCGCCAAUGAAGGGGGUGUCAUCCUUGGUAUUGUGACAAGCAUAAUAUUAGCCUGUUGUAUCAGUUUCAUACCCGAGAACAAGACGGAUUCUUUUCUUCCGCUUUCCAACGAAUGUACUUCGUUAGAACAGACACAACUGAACACAAGCUUUGUAUCUACCUUUACCAGUUUUCAAAAUUACACAAAAUACUCUUAUUCAAAUGCAACAGUGACAUCCUUUAAUGCAACAACAACAGAUGAAGGAGAUACAUUUCAUAUAUCUUAUAUGUGGGUGUCAACCAUUGCUCUGAUUGCAUGUUGGGUCAUUGGUUAUGUAGGAAGCGUAAUAAUAUCACUUUAUAAAGGAAAACCGGAAGAUGUCCCAGAAAUUUUGUUGUGUCCAAUCAGAAAUCGGUUCUCUAAAAGGAACUUAAAAAAUAAAGUUUCAGAAAGAAAGGACGAUGACGAAUUGGAAACGAAGCCAAGUUCUAAAGAUGAAACUAAAUUUUGAAAAGAGUUUCAACCUUUUUGAUUAUGCACUAAACUGUAAUUACUAACAAUAUUGGAAUCUAAUGGCAGAAGAAAACUUUUUCGAACUUUCCAACUAUUCUAUUUUUUGAUUUGCAAUGUACAAAUCCAAGAUUGCAUGAUGCUUUGAGAUUCUUUGCUACUGAAGAAAAAGCUAAGAAAUCCAAUCAAAUAUCUAAAAAAAAAAGAAAUAAUAAAGGCUUAGUAAGUAAAAAAAAGAACAAAAAAUCUUUAUAUGUAGGAAACGUUAUGCAUUACAUCAUAUUAUUACAUUA
This is a messenger RNA of Argiope bruennichi, 2710 nucleotides long. Its product is annotated as putative sodium-dependent multivitamin transporter. Gene Ontology annotation, biological process: transmembrane transport; sodium ion transport. Lineage: Eukaryota; Metazoa; Arthropoda; Arachnida; Araneae; Araneidae. Gene Ontology annotation, molecular function: symporter activity. The record is from RefSeq and is a predicted model, not a curated record. The coding region runs from base 631 to 2418 and encodes 595 amino acids. The transcript has 14 exons. Gene Ontology annotation, cellular component: membrane.